Molecule: messenger RNA, 1263 nt
Organism: Magnolia sinica
Lineage: Eukaryota; Viridiplantae; Streptophyta; Magnoliopsida; Magnoliales; Magnoliaceae
Exons: 9
Coding region: 53-979 (308 amino acids)
Molecular function (GO): double-stranded RNA binding
Source: RefSeq, a predicted model, not a curated record
AUCAAUCCCCACCAAUUGCUCUCUCUCUCUCUCAUUUACUGAAGGACGGGUGAUGGCGACAGAGUCGAUCACGUGUGGUGGAGGCUCGCUCUGUCUCCGGCGCGAUCUGGUAAAUCUCCCAUUCCCGAUUCCACUCGGCCGCGACUCUGUAACUCGCUCCAAGCAGCGACUCGCCAUCUCUGUCUCAGCCAUGGCCAAACGCAGCCCCAAACGUCUCAAGUAUUCCGCUCCGCCUCGUAAGGGGGAUGGCAUGCUUUUUGUUGAAGUUGACCCAUUAGGAGCAGAGACGUGGAAAUUGGAACCAGUGAUCGAACUUCUAAAAGAUGGAGCAGUUGGGGUCAUUCCCACCGAUACGGUGUAUUCUAUUGUUUGCGACAUGAAAAGCCGUUUAGCCAUUGAACGUCUCCGCAGAAUCAAGGACAUUGAAACUUCAAAGCCCCUCAGUAUUCUAUGCCACACUUUUCGAGACAUUGAUACUUACACUAUGGGGUUCCCUCGUGGCAACGGCCAAGGUCAAACCAAUAUCUUUCGAGCUGUUAAGCACUGCUUGCCUGGACCUUAUACUUUCAUCUUACCUGCAAGCAAAGAACUGCCGAAACAGUGUACAAGGUAUGGGGCUGCCACUAAAUACACCUCAAGGAAAAAUGUUGGUGUUCGCAUGCCGGAUGACGCUAUCUGUCAAGCCAUAUUGGAAAAGCUGGGUGCACCUUUAAUAAGCACAAGUGUAAAGUGGCCAACGCAAGAUGAGUGGAUGAUAGAUCCUGUUAUAAUUGCUGAUAUUUAUGAACCUGAGGGCCUGGAUUUUGUUGUUGAUGGUGGCAUUAGAGUGGCAGAUCCAUCAACUGUAGUUGAUAUGACAGGAAGAUUUCCAACAAUCAUCCGUCAAGGAAAAGGGCCCAAACAGGAAUGGAUGAUUGUAACUGAUGAUGAAGUUGCUACCUCACAAAAGGGAGAGCUCCAUAUUUCCACCGCUGCUUAGUACGGUAGCAUUUAUUUCAUCCAUGGACCAUGGCACAGGCAGAGGCAGAGGCCUCUGUAAUUUUGAGUGGACGCUGGUGGUCCCGGAAAGAAAGUAAAGAAAAUUUACUGACUCUCUCUCUCUCUCUCUCUCUCUCUCUCUCUCUCUCUCUCUCUCUUUUUGUAUAUAUGACUUGUAAAUGCUUGUGAAAGGAUAUAAUGGUUUAAUUUGAUCUGGAAGUUGUAGACAUGUGCCUAAAUCCAAGGAAGAUAAAGAUGAGGUCGAAGAGCCUUUCCAACCUCAAA